Molecule: messenger RNA, 2070 nt
Organism: Trachemys scripta elegans
Lineage: Eukaryota; Metazoa; Chordata; Testudines; Emydidae
Gene: TMEM108
Product: transmembrane protein 108
Exons: 4
Coding region: 432-1838 (468 amino acids)
Biological process (GO): postsynaptic density organization; dendrite extension; retrograde axonal transport
Cellular component (GO): endosome membrane; postsynaptic density; axon
Source: RefSeq, a predicted model, not a curated record
CGUGGAGCUUGUUGCUGUUUUGUUCCCAGCAAACUAGAACAGCCAGUGAUCCUCUGUAGCAUUUGAAUAGAACUGUGCCAGACAAACUGUAUCUGGACUUGAUGGAAAAGCAAGCUGGAAUAACAGCCAGCCAGUCAGUCUGCUUGCUGAGAAAGUAAAUGGCUCAAUAACUAAUAAGCUUUCUUUGCAUUUGCAAUGGUAUUUCAUAAAGGAGCACAAGCCCUUUAUUUUACAUCUCUGGAAGACACGCCUCCCUAGUCUGUGUCUGUCUUCAUUCCUCCAAAGGAAUUCCAACAUUAGCAGCAAACUCUCCACAGUGGAACUACCUCAUUCAUUAGGCGAUGGUAGCAUCUUUUAUUUUUUAUGUUGAAAUAUGAAACUUCCAAGUCUGCAUGAUGUGAGCAGGUGAGGAUGUCUGCUGACAAGUCCAAAUGAUAUUUUCAGGUGUUCUAGUGAUCUUGGUACUGACAGAAGAGCUGGUGUUUGCUGUUCAGAUACUGCCUCCGAGUGUAUCAUCGUCUCAGGGCCUCCUGACAGACACUACCACUAUCACAGCUAUGGGGAUAACACCUCAACACAAAGGCCAUCGCACGAUAGGACCUGUUCCCACAACUACUCAUUCAACUCUUCACUCAGCUCACCCAAUGGAGACACCUGCCCCUACCAUUGACCAGAAGCAAGCAACCAGCAGCCAUCCUGUUGGCAAAAUGGAAACAUAUCACUUAUACAACCAGAGUGCUUUGUAUUCAGGACAGACCCGCCCAAAGGGGAAAAUAUUUCAGAUUUUCAAAGGCAACUUCACAGAAUCUACAGAGCCUUACCUAAAGACAGCACUGCACUCUCCCUUUCCUACUUUGAGGCGCCCAUUCACUAACCACCCAUUUCAGCCCCAGAUUGCAGCCUCCAAUGAUCCCAAUAGUACUGGGCCAGCAACUACGACAGACUCAAGCUCUUCUCUUCACAGCAACACCUUGGAAGGCCUUAAAAAAGCAGAGUGGGUAAAUGGAACAUGGCUAGUUAUGCAGAGAGCAGAUCUUACCACGCCAACAGCUGGCCCAUCGACUGAUCCCAAAACAGGGUCGGUGCCUUUUAAACCCACACACUAUGAUGUAUGGGAUAUCCUGAGCAAAAAUAACUCUUGGGUAACCUUGAGUCCAAGUACAAAUGUACCUUUGUUUGCCAGCCCUGGAACUGCAACAGCAGCAGGUCAUUCAGUUCAGACCAGUUUUGAUGUCAACAUUUCAUCACCUACAAUGGGAAACCCUAAAGGAACCUCCAUGACACCGCACACUAUGGUGAAUAAUGCUACUUUAUCCAACAGGGCUCUCUCCACAGCAUCCACCACAAGGUUGGCCGGCUCCAUUUCAACAGCUGGUUCCACAGCAACGGGAAACUUUCUAAACAGACUGGUGCCUGCUGGAACCUGGAAGCCUGGCAUGCCCGGGAAUAUUUCCCAUGUCACUGAGGGGGAUAAACCCCAGCACAGAGCAACUAUUUGUCUCACCAAGGUGGACAUUGCCUGGAUCAUUCUGGCUAUCAGUGUACCUAUAUCUUCAUGUUCAGUUCUGCUGACAGUCUGCUGCAUGAGGAGGAAGAAAAAGACAUCUAACCCAGAAAACAACCUGAGCUAUUGGAACAAUGCUAUCACCAUGGACUACUUCAACAGGCAUGCUGUAGAGUUACCAAGAGAGAUCCAGUCCCUUGAAACUUCAGAGGACCAUCUGUCUGAGCCACGCUCCCCAGCCAAUGGUGAUUACAGAGACAGUGGGAUGGUCCUUGUUAACCCAUUCUGUCAAGAAACACUAUUUGUAGGACAUGAGCAAGUGUCUGAAAUAUGACCCCACACCUGCCCUUGUAUUGCAGCUCCAUCUUUAGUGUCUCCAAAUUAUAAAUAAAUAUAUAUAUUAUAAAUAUAAUCUUUGUGUAACCCUGAAUUAUGAGAAAUGUUUUCAGCUUUUUUCCCCCCUAAGAAUUGUCAACCUCUUUUUUAUAAGUGUGGUAAAACUUUACAGAGCAAACUGUGGCUUUAUAAAAUAAAGGUAUUUCUAAGCAAAACACCUAUUGAACCAA